UCGAAGAAGUAUGGAGUCUGGACGCUCAGACUAUGGAAGAACUAAAGCAUGUGUUUCAAGCUUGGCAGUUUUACAAUGGAAGUUCCGGAUCACACCCGGAUGCAGAUUUAAGCAUUGAUGAUACUGUUUAUUUUGCAAAACAAGGUUUAGCAAUUACCAACAGUGAUCUUCUUCGUUCCGUCCAUAACAGCUUUUCUCGAUCUGAUCCGUUCAUUAUAGAUUCAUCUGAAUCAUCCUCGACUGAAAAAGAAGACAUCUUUCAUUUUAUCUCAUAUGUUCCUGUACACGGUGCUCUUUACGAGUUAGACGGCCUUAGUAACGGCCCUGUAAAUUUAGGCCCAUGUACUGAUGAUGACUGGCUAGAAAAAGUUCGUCCCGUAAUACAAGAACGUAUGGCACGAUAUGCCUCAGCUGAAAUUCGAUUUAAUUUAUUAGCCCUUAUCAAAAAUCGUGAAGAU
Molecule: messenger RNA, 458 nt
Organism: Racocetra fulgida
Lineage: Eukaryota; Fungi; Glomeromycota; Glomeromycetes; Diversisporales; Gigasporaceae
Source: the annotation of a GenBank genome assembly